AUGGGCUCAGACCUCAAGGACACCGCCGCGCCAGCGAAGGUUAAGCACCAGAAGGCUAAACGCGACGAAUGCAUGCUCUUCUCGACAUCGAACGACCCCCAGAAAGAGUGCUUCACCCUCGUCGACGACUACAAGAAGUGCAUGGCUGGAUACGGCUUCAAGAUAUAG
Molecule: messenger RNA, 168 nt
Organism: Alternaria triticimaculans
Lineage: Eukaryota; Fungi; Ascomycota; Dothideomycetes; Pleosporales; Pleosporaceae
Exons: 2
Coding region: 1-168 (55 amino acids)
Cellular component (GO): mitochondrial intermembrane space
Molecular function (GO): copper ion binding; copper chaperone activity
Source: RefSeq, a predicted model, not a curated record